This is a messenger RNA of Bicyclus anynana (squinting bush brown), 981 nucleotides long. It is a transcript of the gene Mp20, whose product is annotated as muscle-specific protein 20. The record is from RefSeq and is a predicted model, not a curated record. The transcript is spliced from 4 exons. Gene Ontology annotation, molecular function: protein binding. The coding region runs from base 133 to 687 and encodes 184 amino acids. NCBI's taxonomy places the organism in Eukaryota, Metazoa, Arthropoda, Insecta, Lepidoptera, Nymphalidae.
AAGAGUCUUCCAGAAGGGCGCAGCCUGCACGCUCUAUAAAUACUUCGAUCUGGCUUUCAGGAGUUCAGUCUACCGGUGCUAUCGGAAGAGAGAUCACCACUCCACAGCACAACACCACACAACUAAACAAACAUGUCUCUGGAACGCCAAGUCCGCGCUAAGCUCGCUUCCAAGCGUAACCCUGAGCAAGAGAAGGAGGCUCAGACCUGGAUCGAGACCAUCCUUGGAGCCAAGUUCCCCCCAGGUGAACUUUUUGAGGAUGUGCUGAAGGACGGCACCGUCCUCUGCCAGGUCAUCAACAAGCUGAAGCCUGGAUCUGUCCCCAAGAUCAACACAUCUGGCGGACAGUUCAAGAUGAUGGAAAACAUCACCAACUUCCAAGCUGCCAUCAAAGCCUACGGUGUCGUAGACAUCGACGUGUUCCAGACCGUUGACCUUUGGGAGAAGAAGGACAUCGCGCAAGUUGUCAGCACACUGUAUGCCCUUGGUCGCGAGACUUACAGGCAUCCCGAAUGGAACGGCCCAUACCUCGGACCCAAGCCCUCUGAGGAGUGCAAGCGUGACUUCUCCGAGGAAGUCUUGAAGGCUGGUCAAACGAUCGUCGGUCUCCAGGCUGGCUCCAACAAGGGCGCCUCACAGUCAGGACAGAACAUCGGCGCUGGCCGCAAAAUCCUCCUCGGCAAGUGAACACCCAGCCCAUCCCAACAAGUGAUAUUAAUAUUAAGUUAAUUUUGUAUAAAAACUGUGCACGGACGCUGUAGUAAGACUGCAACUGUAACCACGUGUAAUUCUAGUCAUGCGUGUUGUGUAAGAUUGUGCGAUCUCUUUCCCGAUAAGAGAUCCAGAUGAAUUACCUAUUAGGUACCUGGUAAUAUCUUAUACUAUCAUGUAGCACCAAGUUGGAUUCGUAUCUAGGGUAAGAAAAUUUAUUUAUUUCCAUUUAUUAUAGCCUUUUUUAUAAUAAAAGAAUUUUUGUAUCUA